Messenger RNA from Myxocyprinus asiaticus (Chinese sucker), 1497 nucleotides. Its product is annotated as ADP-ribose pyrophosphatase, mitochondrial-like. The transcript has 8 exons. Gene Ontology annotation, molecular function: ADP-ribose diphosphatase activity. The record is from RefSeq and is a predicted model, not a curated record. NCBI's taxonomy places the organism in Eukaryota, Metazoa, Chordata, Actinopteri, Cypriniformes, Catostomidae. Bases 133 to 1128 code for a protein of 331 amino acids.
CAGCACCUCUCACAGUUCAUGUGUUUAUGAGCAUAACAGCAAGUCGCAUGAAUUACGUCACUGCAAAGGCUGGGCAGAUACCGCUGGCUUGCUUCCUGGUUACUGCAGCUUUGAAUCCUGUAUUCAUUUGGAAUGAAAGCACUUUCCAGGAACUUGGUUGCAUCGGUGCCUAGGGCCUAUAGCGAUCAGUCUUAUUGGGCUUCAUACGCCAUUGGCACAAGUGGAACCUGGAAAAACAGCAUUAGCCGCGUUCCCGGUCUCUCUGCAUCCAGAUCUGCCUACAUGCCUUCUGCCGUGCACAUCAAGGCUCGUUGCCCAGUAUAUCCCGGCUCAGACACAAGCCGCUUUCCAGUCCCUGAUGACAAAGUGGACUGGGAAGCAGACUGGCCCCAGUACAGCCCUGUUAACUAUACCGCCCACAUUGUGCAACAGAAGCCUGUUUGGGCUGACCCAGAUAUUGGGGCAUUUUCCCCACAGUUCAAUUCUUUGGAUGGAUCUGUCGACAGGAGGAGCCAUGAGGGCCCAUAUCUUAUACAGAGUGGCAGUCCACUAAAUCCACACGGAAGAACUGGACUGAAAGGCCGAGGACUAUUGGGCAGAUGGGGCCCUAACCACGCUGCCGACCCCAUAGUUACCAGGUGGAAGAGAGACUCUGCUGGACAGCCUGUCCACCACACUAACUCUCAACUACCCGUGCUUCAGUUUGUGUCCAUCAAGAGGAUUGACUGUGGAGAAUGGGCCAUCCCAGGGGGUAUGGUGGACCCUGGAGAGCGCAUUUCUCAAACAUUGCAGCGGGAGUUCUCAGAAGAGGCAAUGAACUCUCUGCAAUCAUCUCUAAGUGACAGGAAAGAGAUCCAAAAGCGGAUCACUGAGCUUUUCAACUCAUCAGGUCUUCGGGUGUAUAAAGGUUAUGUUGAUGAUCCAAGAAACACAGAUAAUGCUUGGAUGGAGACAGUUGCAGUGAACUUCCAUGAUGAAUCAGGCAAUAGUGUUAGUGAGCUUCCAUUGCAAGCAGGCGAUGAUGCAGGUCAAGUGAGUUGGAUUGAUGUUGACUCCUCCCUGGCCCUUUAUGCAAGUCACUCGCAUUUCUUGGAGACAGUUGCCAAGGAAAGAAAUGCCCACUGGUAGCAGGAAAAGUUUUCAAAAGUGCCUUUCUGUCCUCGGUCAUGUCAUAAAUGAAGGGAAAUCUUGUUUGACAGAAGCAUAAUGUGAAGAAUUGAAACCCAAUAUGAAGUGAAACCCAUUCGGCACAACACUGGUAAAACAUGCAUUCCAAAAGAACAAUUGUAACCUCAUUUAUUUGUGAACUUUCUUAAAAUCUAAUAAAAAGCAUGAUGACUGAAAAUAAAGGUACACUUUCACACAGUUAUUAAUAAUAGAGAAUUAUUACUAUUACUCAACUGAACUAAACACUACUACCUGAGUAAGAAUAUUGCCAAAAAAUGCAUGACUUUUCUCUGUAAUAACCAAAGGAAAAUAAACCCUCUUCAACACUUA